Protobothrops mucrosquamatus (brown spotted pit viper) is the source of this 3074-nucleotide messenger RNA. RefSeq names its product NADPH--cytochrome P450 reductase. Gene Ontology annotation, cellular component: cytosol. Gene Ontology annotation, molecular function: FMN binding; NADPH-hemoprotein reductase activity; flavin adenine dinucleotide binding. The record is from RefSeq and is a predicted model, not a curated record. The transcript has 16 exons. The coding region runs from base 102 to 2147 and encodes 681 amino acids. Lineage: Eukaryota; Metazoa; Chordata; Lepidosauria; Squamata; Viperidae. Gene Ontology annotation, biological process: response to hormone.
GUCUGGGCUUUCGAGAGGAGAGGUGCUGUUGCUCCUAUUGUCGCCGCUGCAAUUGGCCAUCGUUUUCUUUCCUCUUGGGAGCGUUGGUGGUUUUCAUCUCCAUGGGGACAGCAACAUCUAAAGAAGAACCCUCCUCUGUAAAGAGUCCAGAGGCUUCAGUUGCUUUCAGCAUGAUUGACGUCUUCCUCUUCUCCAUUGUCAUUGGUCUCCUGACCUACUGGUUUUUCUUCCGUAAGAAGAAAGAGGAGAUCCCAGAGUUUUCAAAAAUCCAGACACCAACAGGAGGAGCAACUGGGCAGUCAGCAAAUGAAAACAGUUUUAUUGAAAAAAUGAAAAAAACGGGAAAAAAUAUUGUGGUAUUCUAUGGAUCUCAAACAGGGACUGCUGAAGAAUUUGCCAACCGCCUUUCAAAAGAUGCUCAUCGUUACGGGAUGCGGGGCAUGUCUGCUGAUCCAGAAGAAUAUGACGUGUCGGACCUGACUCAUUUGUCGGAAAUUGAAAAGUCUCUGGCAAUCUUCUGCAUGGCCACCUACGGAGAAGGGGAUCCCACCGAUAAUGCCCAAGAUUUCUACGACUGGUUGCAAGACACAGAUGCCAAACUGUCUGGUAUAAAAUAUGCGGUGUUUGGGCUUGGGAACAAAACCUACGAGCAUUUCAACGCCAUGGGGAAAUUUGUAGACAAGAGGCUGGAGGAGCUCGGAGCUCAACGGAUAUUUGAACUUGGCCUGGGAGACGAUGAUGGAAACUUGGAAGAAGAUUUCAUCACUUGGCGUGAACAGUUUUGGCCAGCAGUGUGUGAACAUUUUGGCGUGGAAGCCACAGGAGAUGAAUCCAGCAUUCGGCAGUACGAGCUGGUGGUUCACAAAGACAUUGCCCCAGCCAAAGUUUACAUAGGUGAAAUGGGACGCCUCAAGAGCUAUGAGAACCAGAAACCACCAUUUGAUGCCAAGAAUCCCUAUUUGGCCCCAGUUACUUUGAACCGGAAGCUCAACCAAGGUGGAGAGAGGCACCUAGUGCAUCAUGAACUGGACAUCACUGGGUCUAAAAUCAGGUAUGAAUCUGGAGACCAUAUUGCUGUAUAUCCAGCCAAUGAUACUUCACUGGUGAAUCAACUGGGUGAAAUACUUAGUGCUGAUUUGGAUGCAGUGAUCUCCUUAAACAAUUUAGAUGAGGAAUCCAACAAGAAGCAUCCGUUCCCUUGCCCAACUUCAUACCGCACAGCCCUGACCUACUAUUUGGAUAUCACUAAUCCACCACGCACUAAUGUUCUCUAUGAGUUGGCUCAAUAUGCCACAAAUGCCAGUGAACAGGAGAAACUGCGCAAGAUGGCCUCCUCCUCUGCUGAAGGCAAGACUUUGUAUCUCAGCUGGGUUGUUGAGUCCCGGAGGAAUAUCCUGGCUAUCCUGCAGGACACACCUUCUCUGCGGCCUCCUAUUGACCACCUUUGUGAACUGCUUCCCCGUCUUCAAGCCCGCUAUUACUCCAUCGCUUCCACAUCCAAGGUACACCCAAACUCCAUCCAUAUCUGUUCCGUUGUCGUGGAGUACACUACCAAAACGGACCGAGUAAACAAAGGGGUGGCUACUAACUGGCUGAAGAACAAGCAACCCAAUGAGAAUGGGCACAAAUCCACCGUGCCCUUGUAUGUCCGGAAAUCCCAGUUCCGGCUGCCCUUCAAGCCUAACACUCCUGUCCUCAUGAUUGGGCCAGGCACAGGGAUCGCUCCCUUCAUCGGUUUUAUUCAGGAGCGGGGCUGGCUCAAACAACAAGGCAAGGAGGUUGGGGAGACUGUGCUGUAUUUUGGCUGCCGACACGAGAAGGAGGACUACAUCUACAAAGAAGAACUUGCCAAAUUUGUCAAAGAAGGAGCCCUUACUCAACUCAAUGUGGCUUUCUCGAGGGACCAGCCAGAAAAGAUUUAUGUGCAGCACCUGCUAAAAAAGAACAAGGAGCAUGUCUGGAAGUUGAUCAGCGAAGGAAACGGUCACAUCUACGUGUGCGGUGAUGCACGCAACAUGGCCCGGGAUGUUCAGAAUACCUUUUACGAGAUUGUAGCUGAAUAUGGCAAGAUGAACCAGCAGCAGGCUGUGGACUAUGUCAAGAAAUUGAUGACCAAGGGCCGAUACUCCUUGGAUGUUUGGAGUUAGGGGGCACUUACUGCAGAAAGGAGGGGUGUCUCAGGUGGCUGGUGGAAGAGCAGGGCAAGGACUCAUCAUUCUGCCUCCAGGGAAGCAUCUGUGCAUACCUUGACUUUCUCCAGCUCCUACCCCUUCCCUGUUAGACAGGAUGAAUUUAGUGGGCUUUGGUUUUCUAUGGCAAGAUCUAAUUGCAUUGAGCUAGACUCUCAGAGCAGUGGAGAAAUACCGGCAUGUCUGUUUCUCUCUCACACUUUUUCUUUCUUUCUUUGGUUGGUAGCUGCUACAGGACAUAUCUGAGGGUGGGUUUCCUGCCCGUUCUUUGCCCAACAAAAAGGAACCACCCUUCUUGUCUCACAGGUAUCUCUGCUUGGGUGGACAUGGUGCUUAGAUGACCUUGGCCCUUCAACAGUCCCAUUUAGCCUGAUCAACAGGCCGGGGUCUUUCUUGGGUUGCACUGAAGAAUACAUUUUGGCAACGAUUUUCAUUUUGGUCAGUAGCUAGUUGUUGGGAUUCAUGUGGGAUAGGUGCCAGGGAAAUGUCUGAAGAGGAGGCAGAAGGAAUCGUUUGGAAGGCAAGGGAUAGCAGCAGUGGUUUACAAGAAGGAUCAGUAAAAUGAAACUCUCAUCUUCCUGUGUGUUAACAGGCAUGUGUGGAGGGUGAUGGUGGAUCUAGAUGCUGUGCCUCAGCAUGGAGCAGAGAAGAACCUGCUUCGGGUAUCUCACUUUGUUCUUCCCCUCUUGGGGGAAACUUAUUUUACAUGAGUGUGAGCGCUCUCCAAACCACCCUUUCCAUUUCUCCCUUGCUUUGUUCCUUUGAUCCUGGACUGAGGCUGAUCCCAGCUCUGAUGCCUGCAGUCCCGUGCUGCUCUUCUGAACCCCGAUUGUACAUAAUUUUAAGAAGACUUGUUCUUGAAAUAAAAUAACCUCUGAUUCUUUU